CAUCAUGGAGGUCAGAGCUCUCUGCAUCAGACUGUUAAUGAUCAUCAUGGUCCUGCUCUGCCCACAUUCUCAGAAAGCUGAUGCAGCUUCUCUUCAUAUCUUUCCAAACAGAUUACAGUUCUUUGAAUAUGAAGCAGUGACAUUUUACUGUGAGGGGGUUGAUUAUUGUGAAGUUGUGCAUAAAGUCAAAGGGAAAAUAAAAACAUGUCCGAAAACUAACAAGAGAACACCGACAGGAUCAUCCUGCACCAUCACAAAUGUUUAUCGUGAUGACAGUGGGAAGUACUGGUAUGAGACUGAAGGAGGGAUCAGAAGCAACACUGGUUCUGUGAUCCUGGAGAGUCCUGCUGUCCCUUUGAUGGAGGGAGAAGAUGUAGCCCUGGGCUGCAGAAACAAGACGACUUCCUUCAACUUCACAACUGAUUUCUAUAAAGAUGGACUCCACAUCAGCACCAACUCCACACAAAACAUGACCAUUCACAGAGUUUCAAAGUCUGAUGAAGGAUAUUACAAGUGCAGCAUCUCGGGAGCUGGGGAAUCACCAGAGAGCUGGCUCAGUACCACAGUCGAUCACUUGAAAACUCAUCACACAGACACUGAGACAGACCCGUUCUCAGAGGCCAGCUGUCAUAUCUACCUCAUCUUACGGACCGUGUCCACCAUGGUGAUGGUGGCUCUGCUGCUGGUGGUGGUGGGACUUCUUAACACUGGGAAAUUCAGAGUCACAAAAACUAACUCAAGUUCAGUCUCAUGGAAAAUAAAAUCAUGUAACAAAACAAACAAGAGAACACCAACAGGAUCAUCCUGCAAGAUUAAAACUGCUUAUACAGACGACAGUGGAGAGUACUGGUAUGAAACUGAAGGAGGGACGAGAAGCAACAGCAUCAACAUCUCUGUCACUGAUGGUCCUGUGAUCCUGGAGAGUCCUGCUGUUCCUGUGUUAAUGGAAGAAACUCUGACUCUGAGCUGCAGAAACAAAAUUGCAUCCUUCAACUUCAAAGCUGAUUUCUAUAAAGAUGGACGUCACAUAAUUGGUAGCUCCACAGGAAACAUGACCAUCCACAGAGUUUCCAAGUCAGACGAAGGACUUUACAAGUGUAGCAUCUCAGGAGUUGGAGAAUCACCAGAGAGCUGGCUGCAAGUCACAGAUGCAAUUUCUCUUCGUAUUGUUCCAAACAGAUUGCAGUUCUUUGAAUAUGAAACAGUAACAUUUCACUGUGAAGGAGUCAAUUAUUGUGAAGUUGUGCAUAAAUUCAAAGGGAAAAUAAAAUCAUGUAACAUAAGUAAUGAGACAACACCAACAGGAUCAUCCUGCAUGAUUAAAACAGUUUAUACAGACAACAGUGGAGAGUACUGGUAUGAGACUGGAGGAGGGACAAGAAGCAACAGAAUUAAUAUGUCUGUCACUGAUGGUUCUGUGAUCCUGGAGAGUCCUGCUGUUCCUGUGUUAAUGGAAGAAACGGUGACUCUGAGCUGCAGAAACAAAACUGCUUCCACCAACUUGCCCGCUGAUUUCUAUAAAAAUGGACGUCUUAUCCAUAGAAGCUCCACAGGAAGCAUGACCAUCCGGGAAGUUUCCAAGUCAGAUGAAGCACUUUACAAGUGUAGCAUCUCAGGAGCUGGAGAAUCACCAGAGAGCUGGCUGCAAGUCACAGACAGUCGCCAAGAAGGGAGAGAUUUCUUCUCUGCUGCAUCACCAUGGAUCAUUGCCAUCAUUUUACUGACUGCUCUGUUGGUGGGGAUAGUGGGACUGUAUUACUUUGGCAAAGGUUACUGGGACAGAGAUGAAGAUAUUUUAUAUUCUACAGCCAAUUACUACACGUUAGACCUGGGUGACACUCAGCCCAAAGGUUCCUGUAUAUCUUACAGGUUGCAGAAAGAGAGCUGACUGAAGACAUAAUGACAUUUAAUAGAGAAAAAAAAAUGAGGUAUCCCAGAUUUUUCAGCAAUGUUGGAGUUGUUAGUCAAACAAAUAAUUCUAUUACACAUUACUUGUUACUUUUCUUAAAAGUAGUUCAACAUGUUAUUUCAUUACUCUGGAGAAAUUAAUUUGCCCAAUACUUAUUAUGUAACUUUCUCUUUACUCUGUAAAAUUGCCAAAAAAUGAAACACACAGUAAAAUGUCACAUAAUUUAAUUUUUAUGUAAUUAAUGAUUUUAGUACAGCAUUGUGUUACAUAACUAAACACUGAAAAAUUGAAUGUGGUUAUGGCAAUGUGAAUACUUUAUAAUGCAUUAUACCCAACACAUAUUGUUUUUGUAAUUGAUUAGUAAGUAAUACAUUGGCAUCGGUUUUUGGUGUGCAUGUCUAUUAUUGUUAUAGUUCAAAUGGUAAUAAAAACAUUAUCUCUGUUAUUUCAA
This is a messenger RNA of Oreochromis aureus, 2360 nucleotides long. Its product is annotated as Fc receptor-like protein 3. Gene Ontology annotation, molecular function: transmembrane signaling receptor activity. The coding region runs from base 5 to 1888 and encodes 627 amino acids. Lineage: Eukaryota; Metazoa; Chordata; Actinopteri; Cichliformes; Cichlidae. The transcript has 12 exons. Gene Ontology annotation, biological process: cell surface receptor signaling pathway. The record is from RefSeq and is a predicted model, not a curated record.